AAUCAAUUCAGGCUGGAGGCCUAGGCCCUACUUAUUCAUCCGUGUUGUAACUAGCUGGCGCGAAAGUUCCAUGACCGCAUGAGAAGAGAUGUUUUUGGAACUGUGUAGGCUGCUGUACUUCAAUAUCUUGUGACUUGACAAGAGGUCUGGAAAUGGACCAUUGACUCAUUGACCACAUUUUCAUCUGUUGUGUCGGAUUAUUUGAAUUUGAUGGGGGUAGACAGCGCGCUGCUGGAGGUGGUAGCUAGAUUCUAUAGGUCUUGCUUCACGUGUGUGUGUGUGUGCAUUACUGUGCUUGUAUGUGUGUGUGGGUUUCAAUUCUGAGAUUUGCGUAUCUAGGAAAAGACAACGUUCAUGUUUAGCGGAUUGUAAAUAGGCCUUCUUUCUGAUUCUCGAAGCAUCUUCCAUUAUCCGACUGUGAGAAGGCGUGAUAUUUUCAUCAUAGUGAGAGAGAAGGUUUUCUGCAGUUCGUUGCCGUGGACCACAUAUAGAGUGCGUACCCCAGCUCUAGUGAACUUGGGUCAACCACCAUGGGAGAUUCAGAAGUCCCUCAGAAGAAGCUGGAGGUGAGAGUCGCCACCGUGGACGACUAUGAAAGCGUCCUUGACAUUAACCGAAAUGUCUACGGCGGGGCCGAUUACAUCGUCACCGAUUACCAUGACCUCGUGAUCGAUCCUGACUUUCGGUACUAUGUCUGCACGGUGGACGGAGAAGUGGGUGGCUUCGAAGGUGUUUGUAUACUGGACGAUGGAGACACACUCAUGACCCGCUCAGCCAGGGUCAAGGACAAGUUCCAAGGUCUGGGCAUCCUCCGCCUCAUCAGGAAACAGAUCUACCAGGACUUUCAGUCGAAGCCCGGGAAAAAACGCAUCCGCACCUGCUGCACGAAUCUGGUCCGUCUUGUGCACAGUGAGAGGUUCCGCAAGGCAAACAGGACACUGGCUGUACGGAACAUAUUUACCGUGGACUCCAUGCACGAAAUGCCCGCGGGAGCCCUGAGCCCUACAGAAGACGCAGCCAUUGUAUCUGAAGUGACCUUGACCCACUUCUCCGACCUCCUCGACGACAAACAGCUGAUGAACUUCCUCUUCCCAGAAGGCUUCUUCACCUGCAUCUCCUGGUUCUACGACACUCGCCGCAGCAACGUGAGGCACCUCGCCAAGAUAUCGCCCUACAUCGUAGCCUCUAACAAGCUUCUUGAGUUCUCGAAGAGAAGAACAAAACCAGAACGUCAGCAGGGGGAAAUGGAUAACAACACUGGCUCGAAAAAUGACGCUCAGGAUGAGGAGAUUGAUAGUGGACUUAUUGGUAUCAUGGCUGGUUAUGGCUCGCCUGCGAUGUUUCUUGUCUCGAUUGAUAUUUCAGGGCAACCUACUGCUGGGGAGGAGAAAAAAGAAAUUGAGCAGAUGAUACGGGCUUUUAUUCGACAAAUUAAAGUACAGUACGAUCAGGGAGGAUUUGAUCCCAAAAUCCCCUUCGCGUUCGGAGCCUUCUUGCAGGAUCGUAUAGAUUCCAAACCCUUUGAGGAAGUGCUUACAGACUUAGGGUUUACGAGGGACCACGAGUUUAGUAAACAGUUCAAGGGUUCCUACAUGUUUGAGCAAAGUUUUGAACAGCUGCUAGACUGAUGCUCAAUCAUAGAAUGAUGGCUGCGCAUAUAAUGUUUUAUACUUUUCACUGCUGUUUUUUGGAGGCUUGUAUAUGUACAAUUCGCUGUGGGUAAAAAUGGUGUGUCUGAAUACUUCGCUACUUUCCACAUUAAUUAGAAUCUUAAAAUGAUUGCUAAAAUUUAUGCUGUCUUGUUAAUAAGAUCAUUCAUUCAUCAUCAUCAUCAUCAUCAUCAUCAUCAUCAUCAUCAUCAUCAUCAUCAUCGUCAUAAUCAUUGUUUAAAAAGCAGAGUAAGUAGGGAGGGUCUUGAUUGAUUUUCAG
Aplysia californica (California sea hare) is the source of this 1929-nucleotide messenger RNA. RefSeq lists its product as uncharacterized. The record is from RefSeq and is a predicted model, not a curated record. NCBI's taxonomy places the organism in Eukaryota, Metazoa, Mollusca, Gastropoda, Aplysiida, Aplysiidae. The transcript is spliced from 4 exons. The coding region runs from base 531 to 1628 and encodes 365 amino acids.